AGCGAUCCCGUUCGAGGAAUCAGUCUCAUUUAUCCGACUGACGGAGCGAUCGAGAUGUCCCCUGUGGUGUUUCGAGUGCAAAUCCACGUGCAGCCUGGCGGGGAAAAGCUUUUCAGCGCCCAGUACGCGAACGCCAGUUUCUGCGUUGAAGUGAAUGCUGUCACGAUUUUCUGCUCCAAAGUGGGCGAGCCCGGCCUCGAAUACCACUACGUCGGCAAGUGCACAGCACGCGUGUACCUCAAACGACCUGGAGGUGACGAGGGCGAAGUGAAAAGUGUGUCCGACCCAAUCUCCUUCAUGCUGGUCGACGAAACGGAAUUGAUUGCGCGUGUUAGCAGAGAAAUCGACCAGGAUCACAAAAAGCAUCGAGCGGGGUAUCGGCUGUCGCUUGUGGAUUGGGCCCAUUCCCAGCAUAGACGACCGGACCGCGACAUUCUACAAAGAAUUGAGCAGGAUCGCCGUGGAAUGGGAGACCGCACAACAACGGCGAAUGAGACGGCAGAGCUCUUUCUGGUUGUUGGUGUAAAAACGGCGGUUAUUUCUCGCUUCCCGCUUCGACAGGCUAUCCGAGAGACGUGGGCGAGCCAAUCUUCGCUGCCUCAGGGAGUGAAGGUGAUUUUCCUGGGCUGUCGGCCGCAUGCUGUCGCCAGUCCGUCGCUGGAAGAAGCGAAACUAUGUCGGAUCUGGGAAUCAAUCGAGCUCGAGAAGCAAGUCUACGCUGAUCUGUUAACCGACGAGUUGGAUUGCGACGAUGCGUACGUCCGCUUGGCAGACAAAUCAAAAGAGUUUCUUCACCUAGUGGCGACGCGAUACUCGAACGCGCAGUACGCCAUGGUGGCUGACGAUGACAUCUACCUUGAAUUGCUGAAAGAACUGGGCCCUCAAGAGCGA
Molecule: messenger RNA, 891 nt
Organism: Phytophthora sojae
Lineage: Eukaryota; Oomycota; Peronosporomycetes; Peronosporales; Peronosporaceae
Exons: 1
Cellular component (GO): membrane
Molecular function (GO): hexosyltransferase activity
Source: RefSeq, a predicted model, not a curated record